AUGGAUAUUGAUGAAUACUCAAGAGAUCGUUCUCGUUCUCGUUCUCGUUCUCGUUCUCCUGUGAGAGAUAGAGCAAGAAAUAACGAAGAAGGAGGACACUCGGGAUCGACUACUUCCAGCGGGAGAGAAUCAUAUGGUAAAAGAGACUAUAGUAGCUCUUCCGGAUAUAGAGGAAGAGACUCCUACGGAAGUAGUAGGGACUCGUAUGGUUCGAGUAGCCGCGGUGGUGGAAGAGGUGGUUACGGUAAUGGAAGAGACUCGAGGAACUUCAACAGUAGUCGUGGAAGUUACCGCGGCGAUGACUUGUCCUCUUCCUCGUCUUCGUUCCGUUCCAAGUCAGAUAGAAACUAUGAUAAUUCUAUAUUUAUUGGAAAUAUUCCAUUUGAUACUCUGUCCAAGGAUAUUGAAAAUGUAUUUGGAGAUGAGUUCAAUAUUGUUAGAGCAGAUAUUGUUACCAGAGAAGGUAGAUCUAGAGGGAUGGCCACUGUUGAAUUCAAGACUAAAGAAGAUGUUCUCAAAGCGAUAGAAAAAUAUGAUAAAUAUGAAUACCAAGGAAGACAAAUGUUUGUAAGACAAGAUUAUCCGCCACCACCACCGAAGAAAGAUUACGGAUAUGGAGGAUAUGGUGGAAGAGGCCGAGGAGGGUAUGGAUUCGGCGGGGGGAGAUAUGACGAUAGAUCCUAUGGUGGUGGUGGUAGUGGUGGUGGAAGAGGAGGUUAUGGAUAUAGUGGAAGAAACGAUUAUAAACCCUCAUUGCCUCCAAUCAAGCCAGGAACAGAGGUGUUUGUUGGCAACUUGCCAUUUUCAAUCAAUUGGCAAGCUUUGAAGGAUAUAAUGAGAGAAGCAGGUCAAGUAGUUCGAGCAGAUGUCAGAUUGGACGACUGGGGAAGAUCCAGAGGUUUUGGUACUGUUGUUUUUGAGACUCCAGAAGAAGCUAAUGCCGCUGUUGAAAUGUUUCAAGGUUAUGAAAUAGAAGGAAGGAAAUUAGAUACUAGACACGGACGUUCAUCACAUGACUUUGAAGGAGGUUCCAGAGGCUAUCCAGAACGAGGAGGAGGUUCAACAGCAGCCGCAGCCGCAGCCGCAGGACCAGGACCAGGACCAGGACCAGGACCAGGACCAGGACCAGGAGGAGUAAGAGGAGGAAUAGAAGGAGGUUCAUCAGCUAUUCAAGUAGGCAAAAACACCGAGUUUACAGAAGGUGUAACUGGAGGCAAUGAAACUUCAGGCGAUACUAUUUAUGUUGAAAAUUUACCAUAUAGCACACAAAGAGACGAUUUAUUUGAUCUUUUUGAAACUGUUGGUAGAGUUGCUGAGGCUCAGAUCCAAUAUCAGGCCGAUGGAAGAGCCAGUGGUAAUGCUGUUGUGCAAUUUGAAUUGCCUGAAUUGAGUGAUAAGGCUAUUAAUGAAUUACACAAUUAUGAAUAUGGUGGAAGGAAUCUCAAGAUUAGCCAUGCCGUUAGACCAAAUACUCAAGAAUAA
Lodderomyces oxycetoniae is the source of this 1482-nucleotide messenger RNA. It is a transcript of the gene GBP2, whose product is annotated as single-stranded telomeric DNA-binding/mRNA-binding protein. Gene Ontology annotation, molecular function: mRNA binding. The coding region runs from base 1 to 1482 and encodes 493 amino acids. The transcript has 2 exons. Lineage: Eukaryota; Fungi; Ascomycota; Pichiomycetes; Serinales; Debaryomycetaceae. Gene Ontology annotation, cellular component: nucleus; ribonucleoprotein complex; cytoplasm. The record is from RefSeq and is a predicted model, not a curated record.